This is a messenger RNA of Didymodactylos carnosus, 927 nucleotides long. The record is from the annotation of a GenBank genome assembly. NCBI's taxonomy places the organism in Eukaryota, Metazoa, Rotifera, Eurotatoria, Philodinida, Philodinidae.
AUGUUUGAAAUUAUUGAUAGUAAACGUAAUAAACCUGUUCUGCUUUUAUUAAAUGGUUAUCGUUAUUAUAGAGGCAAAAUAAAAAAUACUAAUACAUACUGGCGCUGUGAAAGUCGUUCGUGCCUAGGGUGUUGUAUAAAAAACGAUCAAAACGAUCCAGUAUUAAAGGCAGGACACAGUCAUCUACCAGAUGAAAAUCGUUGUCAAGCUGAACAAUUUAAUAAUAAAUUAAAACGUCGAAUUGAAGAGUCUGCUAAACGAGUUACAAAUAUAUUUAAACAAGAACUAAUUAAUGUUCAAGUUACUGCAUCACAACAAAUAGCUACGACACCAACGUAUAUGGCGACGAACAAACAACAACCAGUAUUUGGUACAUUAUCUUCUCUUCAGCAAUUAUGUAGUAGUGAUCAUUUAUUUAUGGAUGGCACACUUUCAUCAUGUCCAUCUCCAUUCUAUCAAUUAUAUACCAUUCAUAGUUAUAAUAAUCAAAUAUCUACACCAAAAUUUUAUUCAUUAUUAGCCGAUAAAAAUCAAGGUACUUAUACACAUUUAUUAGCUGCAAUUCAACGAAUUUGUUAUGAAAAUCAGUUAAUUAUUAACCCAAAAUAUAUAACUAUAGAUUUUGAAACUGCCAUGAUAAAUUCUCUAAAUAUGAUAUUUCCAAAUGCAACAAUAAAAGGCUUCAACUUUCACUUUAAUAAAUGUUUAUAUAAACAUUUACAAGUAUUAGGAUUCCAGUCUGCCUUUAAUAAUGCUGAAUCUACAGAUAUUAAUGAUAUAAAUGUUCGAAAUUUAUACAGAAAAACUGCCUCACUUGCUUUUAUGCCACCAAAUCAGAUUCCGGAUUUAUGGGUGCAAAUUGUGAACGAUUUUAAUAAAUUCAAAAUAUUGAACCAUUUUUUGAUUAUUUUACAACAACAUGGGUAG